GCAAAAUCGUUCUCCUCUCUUCGCCACCAGAGAGUCUCUCCGUCUCUUUCCACGGCGAGUUUGCGAUCGUCCGCGGUUUGCUGUUUGUCGUCAUCUCUCUCGUUUGAAGCAUUCUUUUCUAAAUUCUUCGCAGUUGCUAGGUCUUUAUCUUCUAAACCUUACUAUUCGUCGGUGUGCUUUCGCAAUUUAUCUCUAAACCCUCGGAAAUUUCUCCUGCAAUUCUGAGCUCUUUGUUCGUCGAUCCGAAUAUUCAGUACUUUCCAUUGAAGGUUUGAUCUAGAGGUCUUGACUAAAGUUCUUGAAAAUGGAAGUGGAGAAGUCUAAAUCAAGGCAUGAAAUCAGGGAAGAGAGGGCUGACUACGAGGGUUCGCCUGUUAGAGAACACAGAGAUGGAAGGAGGAAAGAGAAGGAUCAUAGGAGCAAGGAUAAAGAAAAGGACUAUGAUCGAGAAAAGAUCAGGGAUAAGGACCACCGCAGGGAUAAGGAGAAAGAGAGAGACCGAAAAAGAAGUAGAGAUGAGGACACUGAGAAGGAGAUCUCUAGAGGUAGAGAUAAAGAGAGGGAGAAAGAUAAGAGUAGAGAUCGGGUUAAAGAAAAGGACAAGGAAAAGGAAAGAAAUAGACAUAAAGAUAGAGAAAAUGAGAGGGAUAACGAGAAGGAAAAAGACAAGGAUAGGGCAAGAGUCAAGGAGAGAGCGAGUAAGAAAAGUCAUGAAGAUGAUGACGAGACUCAUAAAGCUGCAGAAAGAUAUGAACAUUCUGACAACAGAGGUCUGAAUGAAGGUGGCGAUAAUGUUGAUGCUGCAUCAAGUGGGAAAGAAGCAUCUGCGUUGGACCUUCAGAAUCGCAUUUUGAAGAUGAGAGAGGAAAGAAAGAAGAAAGCUGAAGAUGCUUCUGAUGCUCUAUCAUGGGUUGCAAGGAGCCGUAAGAUUGAGGAAAAACGAAAUGCUGAGAAGCAAAGAGCACAGCAGCUCUCGAGAAUUUUUGAGGAGCAGGACAAUCUUAAUCAAGGUGAAAAUGAAGAUGGCGAGGAUGGCGAGCAUCUAUCUGGUGUUAAAGUUCUACAUGGUUUGGAGAAAGUGGUGGAAGGUGGAGCAGUUAUCUUGACACUAAAAGACCAAAGUGUCCUUACCGAUGGAGACGUUAACAAUGAGAUUGACAUGCUAGAAAAUGUGGAAAUUGGAGAACAGAAGCGCCGGAAUGAAGCUUAUGAAGCAGCCAAGAAGAAAAAGGGAAUAUACGAUGAUAAGUUUAAUGAUGAUCCCGGGGCAGAAAAGAAGAUGCUUCCUCAGUACGAUGAGGCUGCUACUGAUGAGGGGAUCUUUUUGGAUGCAAAGGGUCGCUUCACCGGUGAAGCUGAGAAGAAGCUAGAGGAGCUGCGUAAGAGAAUUCAGGGUCAGACGACACAUACUUUUGAAGACCUUAACUCCUCAGCAAAGGUCUCUUCAGAUUACUUCUCACAGGAAGAAAUGCUAAAAUUCAAAAAACCCAAGAAAAAGAAACAAUUGCGUAAAAAGGAUAAAUUGGACUUAAGUAUGCUUGAAGCAGAAGCUGUUGCAUCGGGAUUGGGAGCUGAAGAUCUUGGUUCUCGUAAAGAUGGCAGAAGGCAGGCCAUGAAAGAAGAGAAAGAAAGGAUCGAGUAUGAAAAACGGAGCAAUGCCUAUCAGGAAGCCAUUGCUAAAGCUGAUGAGGCAUCCAGGCUACUUAGAAGGGAACAAGUUCAGCCUUUUAAAAGAGAUGAAGAUGAGAGUAUGGUGUUGGCUGAUGAUGCUGAAGAUCUUUACAAAUCGUUAGAGAAAGCUAGGAGGCUAGCUCUCAUUAAGAAAGAGGAAGCUGGAUCUGGUCCACAGGCAGUUGCGCAUCUUGUGGCUUCCAGCACCAAUCAAACAACAGAUGAUAAUACCACCACCGGGGAUGAGACACAAGAAAAUACAGUGGUUUUUACAGAGAUGGGAGACUUUGUCUGGGGUCUCCAGCGCGAGAACGAUGUGCGGAAGCCUGAAAGUGAAGAUGUUUUCAUGGAAGAAGAUGUAGCACCCAAAGCUCCCGUUGAAGUAAAAGAAGAGCAUCCUGAUGGUUUGACAGAAGUAAAUGACACUGAUAUGGAUGCAGCAGAGGAUUCAUCAGAUACCAAAGAGAUAACACCUGAUGAAAAUAUACACGAGGUUGCGGUUGGAAAAGGAUUAUCUGGUGCAUUGAAGCUUCUUAAAGACCGAGGAACCCUAAAGGAGAAGGUCGAAUGGGGUGGUAGAAAUAUGGACAAAAAAAAGAGCAAGCUUGUGGGUAUUGUGGAUGAUGAUGGAGGUAAAGAAUCUAAGGAUAAAGAAUCUAAGGAUAGAUUCAAGGACAUCCGGAUUGAGAGGACUGACGAGUUUGGUAGAACUUUAACUCCAAAAGAAGCCUUUCGACUACUCUCGCACAAAUUCCACGGGAAGGGGCCUGGAAAAAUGAAGGAAGAGAAACGGAUGAAACAGUACCAGGAAGAGCUCAAGUUAAAGCAAAUGAAAAACUCAGACACACCAUCGCAGUCUGUUCAAAGAAUGAGAGAAGCUCAAGCUCAAUUGAAAACUCCUUACCUUGUCCUCAGUGGCCAUGUCAAACCAGGACAAACCAGUGAUCCUCAGAGUGGGUUUGCGACUGUUGAGAAGGAUGUUCCUGGAAGCUUAACACCAAUGCUUGGUGACAGAAAGGUGGAGCAUUUCUUGGGAAUAAAGCGGAAAUCAGAGCCCGGAAACUCGGAUACACCACCAAAGAGACCAAAGCCUUGAAGGACACUUUUAGAUAAUCAAAAGGUCUUGCUUGCGUCUUUGUUUCACAUUGAUUUGUCUCUGGUAAACUCUUUUUCAGGAUUUGUUAGUCUUUAGAAGAAGACAUAGCUCGCUCAUUAUAUAGAUUCAUGCUGCUGAGACUGAUGAUAUUUUGAUGAAGUUGCCAAAACCGAUCAUAAAAUGUUGAGUCGUUUGACUUAAACAAAAAAAAUGUUCACGCGUCAUCGUUUAGUUUUGGCCGCAAGGUUAAAAAUAGUGCGAAGAUGUUCUGUGCCCUGAGACAUGUAGCGAAAUGGCCAUGGUUCCGAACAAGUUUGCCUGCAAAACGGAGAAUUAUAACAUUAGACUAGCCAAAUCGUCCAUAUUCACUGAAUGCAUUCAUGUGGUAACUAUAAAAUUCAAUCUAUGUGGGAGAGUACUGAUAGGACUUACUCUAUUAUCUCUUUCCAAAAAGAAUCACUUGCUCCAUCAUCAAUAGUGUCACACCAUGGGUGAUGAUGAUCUUGUGUAAACGUUGAGUUUGAUGAUGAAGGGUUUGAAGCAUCAUGAUGAUGGUAAUCGACGAUGUCUUUGUUCUUGAUCAUCCUUUGAGUUUCUUUAGAUUCUUCAGGAGACGCCGGAACCAAUAGAGGGAGUGAAUUAUGAUCAUCUUGAAAACCGGGUUGUAUGGGGGAAGAAAAAGAGUCCAAAGGGUUAUCAAUAAUUUGGGUUUUGACCAUCAAAUUCUCAUCCUCAAGAAUGUGAGAGAAGUUUUGAGACUGACCAAAAAGAUUUUGGUUCUCUAAGUAAGAAGCUUGGCCAAAGAGAUUGGUGUUACUGUUUUGCAUAGUUGAUGAAGAAAAAGAAGGAUUGGUGGUGUUGUUAUUGGUGCUAAGGACUUGAAUCAUAGUGUGUAGCAGUUGAGCUUUAGCAAGAGUUGUUGCAUCCAGUUGCACAUUUUGGUUGAGAUUCAAGAGGCUGUUGAAAUUUGCGGCGGCUAUAAGCUGCGGGAGAGCUGCUAAAACGUUUAGAUGGUCGGUUCUUGGCCUAUGGGUCACCGGAUCAAUCCCCAUUUGGAGAAGUUUCUUUCUCAAAUGUGUGUUCCAAUAGUUUUUUAUUUCAUUGUCCGUUCUUCCAGGAAGAUUACCGGCUAUCGACGACCACCUUCCAAAACAUAUACGAAAUAAUUAAACAUUAAUCAAAUUGAUAUUAUGGCAGUGGAUUAGUCUAAGACUAAUAUAUACCUAAUAUUGUCUUGCUUUAGUCGUAACAAGAUUUACUUUUCAAGAUUGAAAAACGGCUACAGACGUAUGCACCUAGAGAAAACCAG
This is a messenger RNA of Arabidopsis thaliana (thale cress), 4076 nucleotides long. It is a transcript of the gene DOT2, whose product is annotated as SART-1 family. NCBI's taxonomy places the organism in Eukaryota, Viridiplantae, Streptophyta, Magnoliopsida, Brassicales, Brassicaceae. Gene Ontology annotation, cellular component: nucleus. Gene Ontology annotation, biological process: mRNA splicing, via spliceosome. The transcript has 15 exons. The record is from RefSeq and is marked reviewed. Bases 305 to 2767 code for a protein of 820 amino acids.